AUGUCCACCCUCCCGAUAGUCAGAAAAUUGUCACAAGGCAAAGAAUUCACUAUUUUUGCAGAUGGGCCAAUUACAAUUACUGUGGCAUUGGCGUCAAUCAUGCUUCCCAUGCGUGGGCGGAGGGCAAUGCUCAACAUUCAGGGUGCGUCUUUCAACUCCAGGGUCCCAGCUGGAUCUAACAUUGAUGUUGUACUCUUCAGUGAUACGCCUCGACGGUCUGCAUUAGAAUCGGUCGUUGCACAGCAAAGUGCCAAACCUCCGGGUCAAAAUAUAUCUCGGCGAUAUUCCUCGAGCUCGAGAGACGCAUCCCAUCAUCCAACAGCAGAUGUGUCCACAAUCGUUUCGAUCAAGCUCCUGCAUAAAUCAGUAAUCCCAUUUCGAGAUGAUGUCUGCAUCGGUUCAAUUGACAUCGAGGCCAGCAAGUUAUCCGGAAGAUGUAUGAAUGGGCCGAGUGGGGUUUUAUUUAUCCUUUCAUCCAUGCUUGCUUACCACGAGUUGAUCCCAGCUCACCUUCCCCUCGAUGCAACUGUGUGCGGAUACAAGGCAGUAGCUGAAGUCCAGUUUAGGGAGCCUCUUAUGGAGCCACUGAAAGCGACAAAAGACAAAGUGGACGGUCCAAUUGUCAUUAUUCUUGAUGCAUUGGAUGACGACGAGUUCGGAAAGCUGCCUUCGAAUUUCCAAUUCUUCAUUACAAGCAGACCAGAGGACGAUAUCAUCACAGCGUUGUCAGACCGACCAAAUUCAGCAUACGAGAUUAAUUUGGAUGCUAGAUAUGCUGAUAGCAAGCGCGACGUUCUUCGAUACAUCGACUACAAGAUGUCCAGGAUCAUCGAAAAUUCACUGAUCAUUAUUCCAGAUAUUUGGCGGUUGUUCAUAUGGGCAUCGACGGCCGUCAAGAUCGUGUCAGAGAGUUCGAGUAAAUUUCGAAAACUAAACGAACUCGUCAAUACGUCCGAUCGACUAAAGGGCCUUGUCAAGUUGUAUGCGUCAGCCUUGAGAGAUUCUGGAGUCAUUACGAUGAGUGAUAAGGUGUUUGAUUUGUUGGAGUGA
Molecule: messenger RNA, 1050 nt
Organism: Fomitiporia mediterranea MF3/22
Lineage: Eukaryota; Fungi; Basidiomycota; Agaricomycetes; Hymenochaetales; Hymenochaetaceae
Exons: 6
Coding region: 1-1050 (349 amino acids)
Source: RefSeq, a predicted model, not a curated record